CUUGUUUGACUCAACUUGUUCUAAGUCCCCCUUAAACCAAUCCGAUAUCCCUCUUUGUGUUAGCUGUAGAUCUAAUAAACGGCGCUGUAGUUUGCCAUUUAUAAAAUUCAUUUGGAUAUAGACUUCCUGUGUUACAGACUGAAGUAUAUCCACUUGUUGCAGUGUUCUAAGACGUGUUUAUUUGUUUGUUGUCGCUGGAAGGAUUUUUACCUUCGUGUUGGGACUUAAAAUUACGUUACACGAUAUUGAGGAUUGUAUUUUUGUGUUGAACAAUGUUAGUUAUAUCAGGAAUGUCAAAGAUAAUACCGGCCAUCGCCUUGUAUAGACCUGGUGAUAGAGAGCAUCAUGUGACGUGAUGUCAGCGCUUACUGAGACAGUCACUGACCAGGCAUCCAAAGGUGUGACUAUCCCGGACUUCUCCAAGAAAUUGAUCAACAAAGUGGACAAUGCCUCACAGCCAGUGUCCGUCCCACAUUACAGUCAGCGGUACCACGGCGGCAAGGCCUGGUGGAGUGUUGGGGAACUGCAACACCAAGGCAUCACUCAUCAGUCUGUCGGUCUCAGCCUUGGGAGGGGCGAUGAAGAAACCUGGGAUCUUAGCGACUCGUUGGCUGACCUUUACCAAGCGGUCACCCGCAAGGAGCAGAGGGCAGCGUCCAGACACAAGGCUCACGUCACUCCGGCCGGGGGCAGUGUUAGAGUGGACACGGACAAGAGCCUUGACAUUCAACGUUGGCUGGACGAUGACACGAGCCACGGGUUUAUCCGUGUCUUCCAGUCGGACACGGACGGAACGGGGCGCCUCUUCCCUUGCACCCUCUCUACGCCCGCGCAGAAGAUUUGCCUCCAGUUAGGCAUCCCGGGCAACGCCCUGCAUGUGCAGCUGAGCGGUGACGUCAUCAGGCGCAUGGAGGCCAUCGACUGCCCCCUGGCCAUCCAGAACGAAUACCUGGCCGGUCUUGGCUACUCUGACAUCAGGUACAUUCAGGAGGCAGGGCCGAAAGAAGAUUUAGCGUACUUGGUUAGAUUCUAUGCAGGGAAACCUGCUUCUUUGACAGAGCACACUUAUUCCAGGAAUCACCUGACGACAUACACUUACAUCCGCAAAGGGAAGCUACUCCAUCAGUGGGUCAGACGACGCUGUUCAAUAUCAGGGACUAGAAUGUUGAUUUAUAGAGAGAACCAUGUUGAGCCUACAACGGUCCAGUUAGCUCGAGGUUCUGUGGAAGAAGUCACUUACAAAGGACAGUCACUAGUACUGAAGAUAACUACUACCUACCCAACAGAACGAUCAAUGUACAUGUCUUUUGUCUCGCAGGAAGAUUAUAAUAAAUGGUUAAGAAAGUUGAAGAAGGCAACUUCCAAAAUGCCAGACAAAGCUGACCUUUCCAACUGUCAUUUGGAAUUUUUGCCAGAGAAUGUAUUUGUCAACACUGACCUCAAAAUUCUGGUGUUGCGACACAAUGCAUUGCGUGAACGCCCAAUAGAAGAAGAUAUUUACACGAUUGGCUGGCUAGAGGACCUUCCCAGAUUUUCCUCCCUUCGUAUGUUGAACCUAGCAGAUAAUCAGCUGUUGAAUUUCCCUUCGGCAUUGUGUCAAAUGAAGUCUCUUGUGGAACUGAAUUUAUCUAGCAAUAAGUUAAAUGAGGUGCCACCAGAGAUAAGAGAACUAGUCAACUUAAAAGUGCUUCACUUACACAACAACUGUCUUUCCUCCAUCCCUGAUGAAAUAGCAGACAUGAGAAGUUUGUGCCACAUUGUCUUGGCUUUUAAUCAAUUCUCACAAAUACCAGCGAUUCUUCUUCAGUCCAAACUGGCAGCUUUUCUGGUGGACAGCAUUAUCAUGGCAGGAAAUCUAAUUUCAAGACUUCCAGCUGACCAGUUCAUACACAUGACCAAAAUAAAGAAGAUUGAUCUCAGAUUAAAUCAGCUUCAUCUCAUGCCAACUGAGACAGCGAAAUUUCAGAGUCUGGAACAUGUCACUCACCUAGAUAUCAGAGAGAACCAGAUUACUGACCUUGACAUUCGAGCCAUCAGAAGUUUGGAAUACUUAAACUGUGACCAUAAUGCAAUGCGAUCCAUGCAGCUGAAUGGAAGUCAGCUAAAAAAUGUUUUUGCUUCACAUAAUUGUCUCCAGACUUUAUCAAUAAAUCCAAAGCCUGAGUAUUUGUCCAGUUUGACUAUUUCACACAAUAAACUGAUAGAGCUGCCAGGCUGGCUUGCUGAUUGCUUUUUCUUAACCCAAUUAGAUGUUAGUCACAAUCUUCUAAAAUUAUUGCCAGACAGACUGUUGACAGAUGCUAAAAGACUUAAAGUUUUGAAAGCUAAUCAUAAUCGCCUGACAGAGCUGCCAGAAAAAAUACGUAGUGACACUUUAGAAGAGUUACACCUUCAGCAUAAUUACAUUCGUCAUUUGUCUACAGAACUAUUUAUCAAGGCUCAUAGGUUACGCUAUCUAAACAUGACAAAGAACAAACUGGUGGACCUUCCAGCACCUAACAAAAAUGACUCCUACAAUAAACUUCAAGAGCUGUACUUGUCUUUCAACUACUUGUCCAAUCAGUGCCUCUAUAAAAUCUGCUGUUUUCCUAGACUCAGAGUGUUGCACUUGGCUAAAAAUAAAAUUGCUGUAAUAGAAGAGGUUGAUAUUGAAAAGCUGGAGCAGCUAACAGAGCUGAAUGUUUCUUCCAACAAUCUCACCUACUUACCGUCUGCUGUUGGUCGGCACCCCAAACUUCAGGUCUUAAGAGCCAAUUGCAACCUGCUGAAAGAGCUUCCAAAUUUAAAAUCUUCUUCUGUUCUCAAGGUCCUGGAAGUUAGUUCUAAUCACUUAGUCAAAGUGAACCUGGAGAACUUGUUGAGCUCGCACAUGUCUGUACUGGAUAUAACAGCCAAUCCAACAAUACAGAUCAAGGGGCGUGAUAAUGAGUUGACCAAAACUUCUAAAAAACUUUGUAUGGUUGAUGUGAGGGGUCAGAACCCUCCUGUGAAUGAAUCCGGCUCACAAACAGACAUAUCUGUUGGUCAGUUGUGGAGAAGUGGCUUGUCACAAACAUCUGGAAUUCGAAAUAAACUGUCCGUAACUUCCAUCAACAAGCCAUUCCUCAAUGAUAACGGUGAAGCCCUGUUUGCCAUCUUUGAUGGAGGUCGCAACGAUGUGGUGGCUAGUCAACUUUGUGACAUCAUACCAACUGUGCUGAAAGAGGAAAGGUCAAAGAGUAGAAAACCUGAGGUGUACUUGAAGUAUUCCUUGCUUUCUGCUCAUAGAAAUUUAAAGCAUUUAGGGGAAAAACUUGGCGCUGCUGCUGUAGUGGUUCACAUUCACAAAGAUGAUAAAGAGAAUUACAUCCUCUCAGUGGCUAAUGUUGGAGACGCUCAGGUUGUGUUAUAUAGAAAUAAAAAGCCAAUGCUGCUGUCAAGGCCCUUCCUAGUGGCUGAGGAUGUGGAGGAUACAAAACGUGUGGUUAAAUCUGGAGGCAUCAUAACAGAGGAUGGCAGAGUUUCCGGAGUGACAUACAACACAAGACUUCUCGGAUGCAGUUACUUGUAUCCUUAUGUCAUCCCUGAGCCCCAUGUCAGCUCCACAGUUCUGACCCUUGAGGACACAUUGUUUAUUGUGGCCAGCCAAGGACUCUGGCAGUAUGUGACUUAUGAAGAAGCUGUCGCUGAAAUUAAGGAUACACCAGAUCCAGUCGUUGCAGCCAAACGUCUUCAAGAUCUGGCCCAGGGCUAUGGUUCAAGAGAAAAUAUUGCCGUGCUGGUUGUUAGGCUGAUGUUAUCUGAGGCAGAGAGAAGCAGAAUCACAGACUUGAUGAGAAUACAACGUAAAAGUCAGAAGGAGCUGCUAAAGGCUUUGAGUCAGCCUAAAGACAUCCUGCAUUUUAGAGAUGGUGUUCCUCGAGGAGAAGAACUCAACGGAAUCAUAAUUGACAAGUCUGGUCAUGCUAAGAGGCAUCGGAGUGGUCGGAAAAACCUUCUGGAUUCUGAAUCCAUACGAACAUCACCAUCUACUGAAGAAUUUGUGGACACUGCAGUCUCUAUUGAAACUAUUGUUGUUUCACUACAUAGCAAUGAUUCCCAUCCUGUUGACACUGCUCAAGACCAUACUGAUUCUACAAAUGUCAUGUUGCAGGACCUUGAAACACAACUUGGCGAGAAGCGUCUUUAUAGGAAAAAAUCUCAUGGGCCAUCACAUCUAAAGAAGUAUGUACCACCUGCUGAAACAGAUGAAAUUUCCAGGGUCCAUGAGUCCAGUGCUGAUAUGAAGCCUGUAAGUCCGAAUGAUUCUAAUCGUGCAAGUGAACUACAGAGAGAUGCUGAAGAAAAUGAUAUUUUAAAUUCUGAAAAUAGUGCGGAUAUCUCAGAGAAAAUGAAUACAGUGUCAGAUUCAUCUCAGUUGCCUCCCCCUAUGGAGUCUGAUUAUGUUGUACCUUACGAUGGGUUUGAUGAUGACCCGUAUGAUAGAUUAUCUUUUAAUGGAGGCUUUAGUGUGUCCCCUACUGAGUCAAUCAGUUCUAUAGAUACAUCUUUGCACCACGAAAUUGAUAACAUUUAUAUGUCACGCCAUGAGAUUAUUCAUUCCAAAAAUGAAGUCGACACUUGGAGGAACAAUCAGAACUUUGAAGAGGCAGAGCAGGAACUAGUUACUAGACCACUGUCACCAGACUCCCUGAUUUCUCAAACUGAGUUCAUCAAACCUAUGGUCAGCAUGACCAAUAUUGACCGAGAUGCUCUUCUGUUUCAUCAGAUGCAGCUGGCCAGGGCCCAAGCCCACGCUGGCAGUAUUACUAGCCUAGACUCCAUUCAAUCAGCACCCAUGCAUGGUUCCAAACACGACAUCUAUCAUGGAGCUAAAACCUCAUCCCACAGCAUUGAGGUUCUGGUUAAUGUAGGAGAGAAUGAUUCUUUUUCUGGAGGUCAUGUGGAGUGGGGAAGCAGUCUGAGUGGCUUGAACAGUGGGGCCACUACAGUCCACAGCAGCAAGAUAGUGAACAUCGACUCUGGAAGUGAAGGACAGUCUCAACUCCUGGAUAACUUUUUAGAGUCCUCUGUCCAAGCUGCCAAAGAGCAUCAGAUGUCCAACUUAAGAGAUGAUGUCAAUGAGGAGGAUGAUGCAGAUACAUUGGUUGGAGAGGACAAUGAUAUAGGUAACUUGAAUGAUGUGAUGAGCGAUGAAGAAAUACAAUUAGCCAACGCCAAACAACAUGCAGUGGAAGAAAAACUUACUUUAGCAGAUAAUAACCUCCAGGUUACCGAUGACAAAGAAUGGAGCCAUCACACAGACCAGGAGACACUGGAUGAAGGCAGUGAUAGUGACGACUCUAUUGGCAAUGUAUCUCUUGAAGAUGGCUACUUUGCCAUAGAAUUCCCAGUAUCUCAAAAGAAAGGCAGUCUCAGUAUGUUGAACAUAGUGGACAUAGAAUCAAACAAGUCUCUUCAAAAUUUCUCGAACCUAAAAAAUGUUGCAAGGCAUGAAAAAUCAAAAUUUUUGCAGAUGAACCCCAGAAGAGCUCCUUCCUAUUCCAGUAGUCACUCACACAAAUCAUCGAGAGCCCUGAAGGCUGGCCCUAGUGGUGCUCCAACAGAUCAUGUCAGGACGAGAUCAUUUAGCAACUUGACUUAUGAAGAAAUUUCUCACUUCCAAAACAGAACAUCUGCCAGUUCCAUAAUUGGUGAGAAAGACAUUGAUAGUGUGUAUGCUGUAGUCAGUAAAGUGAAGAAAAAUAAGCACAAAGAAAAGAAACUUGAUCUGCAUGAAGAAGAUCAGGCUCCCAUGUUAAUCCCUUUUGAUGGACAGAAGGACAGUGUUCCAAAUGAAGAUGUUAUGGAACAAAAUCUGCCUAGCAGGAUGCAUUCUCCACACGAUUUAAAUGUAUCAGAUCACAAAUCUAGUUUACAGCAAAGGCGGAAUUCACAACAGCAAAAUAAAUCUGAAGGCAGAGACCCAUACAGCAGCUCCCCACCCAUAAAUGAUAAGAAAUCACCAAACAUGCAGGAGAAUUAUGUUUUAAAUUUGUCAACACCUUUUGAGUGCAAUACAAAAGAGGAUAAUGACAUUUGUGCUGAGUCCAACAUUACCUCUUUGUCUUUUACUCAGCAAGCCCUUGAGACUGACACUUCAAUGUCCAGUGAAGAUCUUCCACCUCCUCUGCCGCCUAGACCACCAUAUUUCACACCUCUUGGAGGCUUUCUCUCAGAUGAUAGGCUCCAGUCAAAAACAGAGCAUGUACAGCCUGUUAAGUCACCUCCAGUUCCAGCUCGGAGGCACCAGGCCCCUCCCGCAGGCAAUGAUUGGCACCCAACUGCUAGACCACGGCGAAGCCUUUCAAAAAAAAGCUUGAACAUGGAAAGUGGAAUAGACAACACAGUCUUGUCUGCCCAAGAUCUUUACCCAGACAUGUUGCAACCAGCCUCUUCUUCGUCUUCAUUUCCAUCCUCCAUUGAUGUCUCCAGCGCUGUUGGCAAGUUGUCCCAUCAACGAAGUAUUAUCAUUACUUACCUUUGAUCUCAUCAACAGUUAUGUAUAUACAUGUAGUAUAUUGUAAUUGUCUAAUAUCUACCACACUUGUAUGGUUGUAAGUAUAUUUCUUGAAUAUAAUGUUUUUAUUUAAAACCCUUAUUCUAUUUUCAUGUAGUACACACUGUAUCUAUAUCUGGGUAAAAAUAUAAGCAGUGGACAUCCAUAAAAAUGAUUAUGUAUAAAAUAGAUCCUGUUAUUGUUACAUUGUCUAAAAACUUCACAAAAUGCAUACAUUGUAAUAGAACUACUGCCCCUUAUAAUAUUGUGUAAAUAAUAAUAUAAAUAUAACUUGUAUGUGGGCUAUGGAAAGCUGUUCUUGUAUUGAGAUGUAGCCAAUGAACUGUGAUGGUUGUAAAAUAUUUCUUGGUCUGUACAUAUAAUCUUGUAGUUACUUACCAUUGUUCAUUUAAUGUUUCAAGUUCAGUUAGUUACUUCCCUUUAACUUUACGAAAAAUAGCCACAUCUCCAUUAGAAGAUACCAAAGGUUUGACAUUAUGCCAUGAAAAUUUUGAUUUUUGAGAACUUUUAUAUUUAAAAGUGAACUAUUACUUACAUGUAAUAUAAAUAAUACCUGUCUUUCAUUGGAGUUUAGUUCCCUUCCAGAAAAGUUGAAUAUUGAAUAGCCUGGUUUGCUAAGUGCCAUUCAGUUUAUAGGUAUUAAUCUCACUACACAACUGAUGUGCCAUUUCUAGAAAAUGCUGUAUUUUUGUAUGUUGACUUGUAUCUGCUGUGUUAUCAUGUUUUAUCAUGAUAUUUUAUCUUCAACUUUUUAAAAAUUUCAAGUUGUGGGAAUGAAUGAUUGGUGGAUUAUGGACUGGUCCAAUAUGGUAAUAGGAAUAAUUAGUGCUUAUGAUGUAGGAAUAGUAUGGAUAUAAGAAAAACUUAUCUCUUAUCAGUGGAAAAAAUGUAAAUAAUUGAUUUAAUAUGUUUUCGAAUACGUUUCAAAUUACAGUAACCAUAGAUAUAUCUACACAAUUUUAAAAAUAAAAACUUUUUUUUAAGGAAUUUGUUAAGCUUAGAAAAAUUCAAAACAAAAAAAGCUUGUGAUAUAUGUGAUAUAUCAUUUUAUGAUCAGUUUACUUCCUGCAAUGUACACUAUAAUUACAUACCGGUACUACUAGAUUAUUAUAAUGUGAUUAUUAUAAUGUGAGUACUUUCACAAUGUAUUUUUACUUGUCCGGUGUUGUAACUCUUGUUACUCCUAACUGACGAUACCGACGUUGAUUUUACCACAUUAUACAUUUUGUUAUAUAAAAAUAACAUGCAUUUUACUAUAAUUAUAUACCUUAAAUAACAUUUCCUGAUUACUUACAAAAAAAUUAUUGAAGUUUAAACAUAACUGGUUAGUGAAACACAAAAGAACAAAAUGAAUAAUUCCAUCAGGAUGUGGAAAUUAAUUACGGAGAGAAAGAGGUAAGCCAGCUGUUUUAUUCAUAAUGGAGAAGUCAUUUAUGCACAAACCACUAUUUCCAAUUUGUUUCAUAUUUACGUGCUGUGACGUCUAGAACAUUAGUUUGACUCUAAUAAAUAUGAAACUCUUUCGCUGGCUGUGGUUGAUGUGAGGUUUUCUUUUCACCAUCUUCGUCUGUUGUCUGUAGAGAUUUCCUUUUCAUCUCGAAUUCUUAUGUAGCCUAUGUAAGAAACCUCCAGACACUGCCACUUGGUGCUCUUGUCAAUGUACUUUUAAGCAAAUUAGUGCCUAAGCUUGUCUUAAAAGUGUUUCCAGGAGGCACCUACUUUAAUGACCACCUUUCAUCUUACCAAAAAUAUUGCCUUAGGCAUAUUGUAGUCCCCCCAUUUGAGAUACUUGCCCCGUUCAGUGUAGCUGUUGAUCAAUUAGCUGUCCCUCUAUACUGUCCGUACUGGCAUUCACAAGAAGAUCUCUACUUGAGGUGUGGUCUUAAAAGCCAUUGUAUGCUCAUGAUGGAACAUAUGUUCAUGAAGGAGUGCAGACAUAUUUUGGUCAAAGCAUUCAAGAAUAAACCUGGGGUUAUAUUGUCAAUGCUCAUCUUAAGAUCUGCAGGUCCAUUUUAGAAAUCAUGGUUAAUGGAAUUUGAUGCUUUCAUCAAUGGUUGAUGAAAGAAGUUAGUCUAUUCCUCUUGUUUGAACUCGUAUUUAUCUUCAAUGUUUUUUUUUUUUUACCAAACUGCCACCAUGUUCUUUAUUUAUUUCCAGUGAAUAUAGGAUAGAGGCCAAAACCUUUUAUUUUUAAAUUUGUCAUUUUAUAAAUAAUAUUCACAUACUUAUAUGUUAUUAUACACUUUUAGGGGCUUCCAUAAGAAAACCUAUAGCUUUUGGGCUGUUUCUUUUUCUGUCUUGUUUCGAUCUCUAAAACAAAAGUGUUUCACCAUCAUUGCUCUCAUUAUAGGUGCAGUGGCCAGUGGGUCUUCUGCAAAGUGUUCCAAUUUUUUUUAUAUAGUUAUGUCUGUAUAUUGUAAUUUUAGACUUAACUGAGAUCCUCUCUCGCUAUUUGGCGAGUGACUUCGCAUUCGACCUGGAGUUCAUUAUCUUACAUCUUCUUUUAAAGUCUAUUUUCUUGUUAUUCGGGCACAGUGACUGAGUGGUUGAGUGAUUACCUUCUGAACCUGGAGUCUUAGGUUUGAAUCUUGGUGAAGACUGGGAUUUUGAAUUUCUGGUUUCUUAGAGCACCACUGAGUCCACCCAACUCUAAUGGGCACCCGACUUUAUUUGUGCUGGCCCUGCUAAUUAACCGUUGGUCAAAGAAACAGAUGACCUUAACAUCUGAAUGGAGAACCUUACUUAUAUGUUAAACAGGGAUAGCCCUGUUUCCGUGUUCCUUGUUUCAGCCUACAUGUCAUUGCUGUCUUCAGAGAAUGUGUAUCACUAUGUUCUGAUUUAUAUGUCUCAUCCAACAUUUGGUUACAGCUUCACUAAGUGGUUGAGAUCUGGUUUGACAAUUGAUUUUUGUUUGCUGAUAUGAUCUCAGUAUGCGACCAUGGGGAUUUAUCUCAGCCUCUAUCACUCAUCCACAUUCAAACUGUUUUUUUAAAUAAAUUCUUCAAACAUCAUUUUCUAUUUUGACCAAUGUCUUCCUCAUUAUUAGCAUGUGUUUAAAAUAUGUGCAUAACUGCAACAGCUAACUUAAGGUUUUCUGAAAGUAUGCCCUUUUGUUUUGUUUUUUUAUAAUUAUUAUUAUGUAUACAUGGAUAUUUGUGUGUCAUUUUUAGAAGAUACUAAUUAAGUUCAUGUUAUUUAAUAGCUGUACAGCAUCUUGAUUCUUUACAGAUUUAAAGGUUACAAAAGGCAUUGAAUAAGUCCUCAUUUUUCUAUAGGAAGUCUACCUAUGAUGAUAAUUUUCUAAAAUUAUUAUUUGAGACUGAUGCUGUUAAAAAUGAUUUAUGUGUGAAUUGACUUGAUGGCUGAAUUAAUGUGACUGCAUAUGAAGUACUGUUGAACACAAAAUUCUAUUGUUACUUUGUUAAUUAUUCAUCAUGAACAUUUUUUUUUCUUAGUAGUAAGCCUUCUUAUCCAACCAAAUAAGUUACAACACAAUGUUAAGAAAAAUUAUAUUUUUGUAAGGAACUAAUGAUUUUAAAAAAUCACAUUUGUAUUUUUUUAGCUUUGGUUUUCUAUGUGUUAAAACAAUGUGUUCAUGUAUAGUCAUUUAUUUCCAGACAUGUUACAAAAGCAUAACUUUCUGCAGUUAUAAUAAACAUUAACCAUAAUUGAAAACAG
Messenger RNA from Biomphalaria glabrata, 10216 nucleotides. RefSeq lists its product as uncharacterized. Lineage: Eukaryota; Metazoa; Mollusca; Gastropoda; Planorbidae. The coding region runs from base 356 to 6505 and encodes 2049 amino acids. Gene Ontology annotation, molecular function: protein binding. The transcript has 25 exons. The record is from RefSeq and is a predicted model, not a curated record.